UCUGUUCCCAGCACAUCGCUCUCCCACCGGCAACCAUGUCCUGCUGCUCCUACAGCAACAGCUCCGUCCGUGCUGUCAGAAGUUUCAGCUCUUCCUCUGUGGUUCUUCCCAGAAAUCGAGAUAACUUCAGCACUACCUCGUGUCGCUGGCGUGGUGGCAUGGGCUACCGUGGUUUGGGCUACUUCGGCAGUAGAAGUCUUGAUGGCAUGGUAUGUUCCAAGCCCAGAAAAGCUGUUGGAAGACAUCCUCCAGUGAGACGUGGAUAUGGCUUUGGUGCACUUGGCAUGAGGUUCUGCUGUAGAGGUGUGGGCUUUGGCUACAGGGUUGGUGGAGCCUCCAAGCUGUGCAACAUCACACCCAUCACCAUCAACGAGCAAUUGCUCCAACCGCUCAAACUGGAACUUGAUCCCAACAUGCAAAAGGUGAAGUACCAAGAGAAAGAGCAGAUCAAGACCCUCAACAACAAGUUUGCUUCUUUCAUUGAGAAGGUUCGACUCCUGGAACAGCAGAACAAGGUACUGGAGACCAAGUGGAGCUUCCUGCAGGGUCAAGACCACUGCAAGAAGACCACCAAGCCUGUGUUAGAGGCUCACAUCAACAACUUGAAGAAGCAGCUGGAAGCACUGAGGUGCAACAGAGCCCGGUUAGAAACAGACCUGAAAGCAGCACAGCAGCUUUUGGAGACCAACAAGAAAAUGUACAAGAACGAACGCAGCCAACAGAUGCGCUCCAGGAGUGAGUAUAGUGCCCUGAAGAAGGACAUGGACUGUUUUUUCUUAAGCAAUGCAAAGCUGAAGACCAAAGUGGAAAGCCUGAAAGAAGAGGUUGAAUUCCUGAGAACGUUCUACAAAGAGGAAACCCACCAGCUGCAAGCCCAGAUCUCAGAUACUUCAGUGGUCGUGCAGAUGGACAAUAGCCAAGAUGUCAACUUCAAUGGCAUCGUUGCAGAUGUCAAGGCUCAAUACGAGGACAUCGCCCGCAGGAGCUGGGCAGAAGCGCAGGCCUGGUAUGAAAGCAAGUUUGAGGAGCUGCGAGUCGCUGCAGGCAGGAAUGCUGACAGCCUGCGAGAGGCAAAAACCAAGAUAGCUGAGCUGACACGGAUGGUCCAGAGACGGAACGGAGAAGUCAGGAGUGCCCAGGAGCAGCGCUGCAAGCUGGAAGCUGCGGUGGCCGACGCUGAGCAGCGUGGGAAAACAGCCAUGGAGGAUGCAAAGCACAAACUCUCUGAGCUGGACACAGCCCUGCAGCAGACAAAGGCAGACCUUACCCAACAGCUCCACAAGUACCAGGAGCUCAUGAACAUCAAGCUGGCCCUGGGCAUGGAGAUCGUCACCUAUAGGCAGUUGCUGGAAGGAGAGGAGAGCAGGUGA
Messenger RNA from Cuculus canorus (common cuckoo), 1370 nucleotides. Its product is annotated as keratin, type II cuticular Hb4-like. Gene Ontology annotation, cellular component: keratin filament. The record is from RefSeq and is a predicted model, not a curated record. The transcript is spliced from 7 exons. Gene Ontology annotation, biological process: intermediate filament organization; keratinization. Lineage: Eukaryota; Metazoa; Chordata; Aves; Cuculiformes; Cuculidae. Gene Ontology annotation, molecular function: structural constituent of skin epidermis. Bases 36 to 1370 code for a protein of 444 amino acids.